AACGAGAGCAAAAAGAAAGGGCAAAAAAGUUUUGCCGAAGUUGAAGAGAGAUCAAACAAAGAUUCGAAAUUCCGAUGAAUUCCGGAGGUGGAAUCGUUGCUGCAGCAACAACAGCAGCUCCUUCAAGCGGCGGUGGUAACGUUGAAUGGCACGUCCGACCACCGAACCCUAAAAAUCCUGUCGUCUUCUUCGACGUCUCUAUUGGUGGCAUCCCCGCCGGUCGUAUCAAGAUGGAGCUCUUCGCUGACAUUUCUCCCAAAACCGCUGAAAACUUCAGGCAGUUCUGUACUGGUGAACACAGAAAAGCUGGAAAGCCUCUUGGUUACAAAGAAUGUCAGUUUCACAGGGUCAUCAAGGAUUUUAUGGUUCAAAGUGGUGAUUUUCUUAAGAAUGAUGGUAGUGGAUGCGUGUCAAUCUACGGCCACAAGUUUGAGGAUGAAAAUUUUACUGCCAAACAUACUGGGCCAGGAUUGCUCUCUAUGGCAAACAGUGGGCCAAACACAAAUGGGUGCCAGUUCUUCAUUACUUGUGCAAAAUGCGACUGGCUUGACAACAAGCAUGUUGUCUUUGGGAGAGUGCUUGGGGAUGGUUUAUUGGUGAUGCGGAAGAUUGAGAACGUGGCUAUUGGACCCAAUAACCGGCCUAAGCUUGCAGUUGUAAUUACAGAGUGUGGGGAGAUGUGAAAUGUUUUAACCAUGUAGUUUCUCAUCCAAAAAACACUCCUUCAAGAACUUUUUCUGCUGGAGGAGGAAUGUAAUGAGAGCCCAAAGCUUAUUAGUUUUAAACUUAGGCAUUGUGACAGAAGCCAAAUCCCAUUGUUGGUUAUCGAAAACGUUGUCAACUUUUUACGGUUUACAAAUAUUACAGUUUAGGCUAUGGCUGUUAUGAUUGUAUUUUAACAAAAACCAUUUGUCAGA
Molecule: messenger RNA, 917 nt
Organism: Arabidopsis arenosa
Lineage: Eukaryota; Viridiplantae; Streptophyta; Magnoliopsida; Brassicales; Brassicaceae
Source: the annotation of a GenBank genome assembly